AUGAUGAAGGAGAUACAAGAGAACAGAACAAGGUCUGAGGAGAAUGAGAGUAAGGAGAAGGAAGCCGAGGAAGAAAAACCACUCGAGGUUAAGCAAAAGUCAGAGGCACCGCGGGAAACGAUAGAAACUGUUGACGAAGAAGAAUCGAUCACCACACCUCCUGAUGAUAAAGCAGGAAAGGAAAUUCUGGAGGAGGCACACGAUGAACCGCAAGAGAAAGGAGAAGAGGUCAUUGGGCAUGAUGUUGGACUCGACAAUACACUUUUCUAUCUCCAGUCAGAAAAAGUGCAUGUGCCCAACGAGAAGGUGGAUGAAUUCACAAUUGCGGUGAAAGAAGAGAGUACACCUACAGAGAGACCACCUCUAGUGAUCGACGAGUCUGAGAGGUGUGGCUAUGAAGAGGAAAAACCAGAGCUGAAGGGGGAAGAAAGAUCGAGGAGAAAAGCUGCAAGAGAUAUCUACUGGGUGCAGCUGCAACCAUGGCCGGAGCCGCUUAGGAUGGAGAAGCCUCCUUACUCUGGAUUACGUCCCAAAGAGAAGAAGAAGAUUCAGAGGGCGUACAAGAAUCACAAGAAAAAACGAGGUGCCAUGGUGAUGUACCUAAAAAAAAUCGUUGGAUAG
Molecule: messenger RNA, 621 nt
Organism: Salvia splendens (bonfire salvia)
Lineage: Eukaryota; Viridiplantae; Streptophyta; Magnoliopsida; Lamiales; Lamiaceae
Exons: 1
Coding region: 1-621 (206 amino acids)
Source: RefSeq, a predicted model, not a curated record